Molecule: messenger RNA, 1671 nt
Organism: Theobroma cacao (cacao)
Lineage: Eukaryota; Viridiplantae; Streptophyta; Magnoliopsida; Malvales; Malvaceae
Biological process (GO): ubiquitin-dependent protein catabolic process
Molecular function (GO): zinc ion binding; ubiquitin protein ligase activity
Source: RefSeq, a predicted model, not a curated record
AUGAAUUUGAUACAAGAACUUGUGUUCCAGAAACGGGUACGCCUGUUUAAGUGGAACGUAAAAUCACCCAGCUAUCAGCACCAUGUUCUUCAAGGACAAAUCCUGUUUCUAAUCAAAAGUCGUUUGGUUUCGACUCCUGCGACUUCAAAUGUUAAAUUCUCCCACCCAAUUUCCUGUAGUUUCCCAUUCCACCUUGAAUGCUUGUCUUCUACGAAGGAUGUAGAAAAACUGGCUUAUGAAGCCGUGUUGAGUACACAACAGUUUCUUGAACAGAGAAAUAUCACAGCUUUGGCCAACAGCCUUUCAGGAUACCUUGUCAAGAACUACAGUUUCGGGCUUGACACAUUGUCUAAUCCCAAUGCACCCAAAGUUCUCAUUGUUGUUGAAGUAAAUAAAGCUUGGGUUCUUAAGGGUUUUCAAGAUUAUGGCAUUGGUGAAGUUGAAGUUGGGGAUCGGUUCAGUGGUGAAGCUGAUACUACUGAUGAAGAAGAUAUCUUGCUGAGAUUGAGAAUUUUGUUGGGGGUGCCUGUGUUAUCUGUGUUGGAGCCAAUCGAUAUCUCUGAACCCUUGGGGUUGACACAAGUGCCUGGACUGGACUUGUUUGAACCAUGUGACGGUGGUGCAUUAGCGGAUCAGGGCACGUGUGCGAUCUGCUUGGAAGGGCUCUCCAUGGAUUCCUGUAGGAAGACGCCCUGCUCGCAUGUAUUUCAUGGGGGUUGCAUUGCCCAGUGGCUGUGGAGGAAAAGAUCUUGCCCCCUUUGCCGAUCUCAACUAGCUUAGGUCAUUGGUUUUUAGUAAUUCUUACAAUUGUUUUUGUUUUUUUGCCCUUUUGGUUUGAGGAUAGCUAUUUUAAUUUUGUUUAAUGUGCUAGGUAGAUAGGCAUUUGUGUUUUUAUCAGUCUCAUGACUAGUGUCUCUGGUUUCAAGUUACCGAAGAUGUUAUUUGAAUGUAAGACUCGGUUAUAGUAGUAUUAUAAGUAAAAUUUACCCUAUCUUUUUUCUUUUUUUCUUCUUAUCCUAAGAAGUUAUAUUGAUAGCAUAGUUUUCUUCAUUUUCUGAGAUAUAGGCAAUUUCUGCAACAAACGAGGCUCAUCUCUGUUUUCCAAGUUCAAAUUCCAAUAUAUUUAAUGACAAUGUUAAUUUCUUCAAGUUUCAAGAAGUUGUUGAUGACAAGGAUUUCAUUAACUUGAGGGCAAGGCAUUGCAGGAUAGGCAAGAUGACAGUCACAUUACUCUAUUGUUGAUAGGCAAGAUGCUGAAAGUUUCACCUGCAUUUAUUAGUUCCUUUUAAUAGGAAAAUUGUGAUAGUUGAUAACUGUUUGGGCACUGGACUCACAAUAGUGGGUUUGAGAUCAUAACAUAGCUGCAGUUGUACAAUAAGUCAUUGUUCAGAUGAAAAAAAUGUGCAAUAUAACAAGAUGAACCAGAAAAAUAUCUUUCUUCAUAGUUAGUUUUAAGAGUUACAUGCCACCUGUUAACAAGGAAAAGAGUUUCCGCUUAAUACAUGAUUUACUUUUUCCCGGAGCUUAAUACAUGAAAUUACUGUAUGUAAAAAUCAUCUUUCAUGGUACAAAGACCACCAACAAUGAAAGGAUCAUGACUUCGGUACAUCUGCACUGCUGAAUCUCCUUUCUAAGUUUCAGCUUUACCUUUUCCACAGCUCAUCGUGGUUU